AUUCACAAAAUUGAAAACGUUGCUCAAAUUCAAAAAUCUAGAGACGAAAACUUCUUGUUGUUGACAAGAUCAAAAUUGGUGGACUUGGGUCUUGGGCCAGUGGGUAGAUAUUUUACUGAAGAUGGAAAAUUCGAAAUUGGUAACUUCUUGUUGUUGACAAUACGAAAACUUGCUGAAGAUCGAAGAUCUAAAUACCGUAACGACCCCACUAAGAUGAAGAAGAUUAAAAAAGCUGCUGCUGAAAAGUCAAAAAGAGCAAUUGGAGAAUCCUCACGAAAAGCAAAAAAUGAUGAUACUGCACGUCUGCGUCUACCGAAGGGUAUGAAGUACUGGAUUAAAAAGGUCCCUGCUCAUCCAUUGCAUUUCGGUAGUUAUUGUAACCAAAAUUUUGGAGAACACAUUAAGGAAUAUUUGGGUGAAGAAGUUUUAAAUUUAUUCCGUGAAACAAUUUUUGGUUCAUUUCUAGACAUGCCGCUGUGCAAUUAUCAGGGCCAAAUAUCCAAAUGCUUGCUUAUGCUAGAGAUAGAGCAAGACGACUCGGAGGAAAUUCAUGUUUAUGUGCAGGGAACCAUUCUGAAGUUUUCUAUUAUUGAGUAUGUCAUUAUAUCCGGGCUUAAAUGUUCAGGGAACAGACAUCUCGUUCAGAUUGGGCAAAUGUUGAAGCAUAUAGGGAUAAGAUGAGUCAAAGGACACAGUUUUUGAAUCAACAUCCCUUUGAUGUUGAGUAUGUUCAGAACAUUAUGCAACAAGAAUGCGAUAGUGUAUUAAGUAUAUUU
Messenger RNA from Capsicum annuum, 776 nucleotides. RefSeq lists its product as uncharacterized. The record is from RefSeq and is a predicted model, not a curated record. Lineage: Eukaryota; Viridiplantae; Streptophyta; Magnoliopsida; Solanales; Solanaceae.